AUGAUUUGGGGAAUAUUCAUACCACCAGCCGUUCGCUGUAAUUUCAAUGCAACCAAUAACAUACGAGUGACGAGCGUGAAUGUGGACUAUUCAAGCGCAAAAAUCCCAAAAGGCCACAAAGACAUCGUUCAAUUAUGGGUGCAGUGUAAAAAUAACUAUAGACAAUUGAUUGCCACAAUGACCAAAUCGAAUCCAAAUGUUUCCAUUGAUAUGGUUUUUUCGGUCGGUAAUUCUUUAUCGUUCAUCACCACGGGUUUGGAAGCUAAUGUGUAUCUUAACGGUUAUGUCAUGGACAACCAAACAAGAAGUGCUGAAUCUGCUCACGAUGUGGGAAACAAUGGUGAAUUAUUGCAGAGUAUAUGUUUAUCAAAACUAUACACGGAAACUGAUGAAAAAGUGCCAAACAUUGGCGAAUCAUCGAUUCAAAACCAAUACACCGUUGAAUCGAAUAAUAUGACAAACAUUGGCGGAUCAUCGAGUCAAAACAAGAACACCAUUAAAAUGGAUACAGUUGAAAACAAUGAACCAUCUGAUGAAGAUAAAGUAUGGAUCAUGGACAAGCAAAUCUGCGAUGGCAUUGAAGCCCGUCUUGGCGAUUUCAUUUCGAUUUACUUUGAAGGAUGGAUUGAAGGAAAGGACGUAUCGUUUAGCCAACACAUGUCUGGAACUCCAUACAAGUUCCAGUUAGGUAAAAACGAACACAUUCGUGGCUGGGAUCUUGGCAUUGAGGGCAUGAAAACGGGAUCUAUUCGCCGCAUUAAGUGUCCGCCAUCAUUGGCAUACGGAGAAGCUGGGCUUUUGUCACUAGUGCCACCCAAUGCCACGCUUAUCUUCGACAUUACACUUCUAGAAGUGAACACCACUGAAUAA
Contarinia nasturtii (swede midge) is the source of this 870-nucleotide messenger RNA. RefSeq names its product FK506-binding protein 4-like. The transcript is spliced from 3 exons. The record is from RefSeq and is a predicted model, not a curated record. NCBI's taxonomy places the organism in Eukaryota, Metazoa, Arthropoda, Insecta, Diptera, Cecidomyiidae. Bases 1 to 870 code for a protein of 289 amino acids. Gene Ontology annotation, molecular function: peptidyl-prolyl cis-trans isomerase activity.